Molecule: messenger RNA, 3797 nt
Organism: Colletotrichum destructivum
Lineage: Eukaryota; Fungi; Ascomycota; Sordariomycetes; Glomerellales; Glomerellaceae
Exons: 3
Coding region: 602-3379 (925 amino acids)
Source: RefSeq, a predicted model, not a curated record
UCCGGGGAACGUGUGACCGGGCCAUCGUCCGUCCACCUUAGCGUGCGGAGGAGCACUUUGCAGGCUGGAAACUGGGAAGCUGGACUACCGCAAACCACACACCAGACAGACGCCAGACACCAUCGGCACCGAUCGACGACUGACGACCAACCACAACCACGACCGUCACUUCCUCCUCGCCGAAGAGCCGCAACAAAAAUUAUUCAUGACACCCAUGUUCGCCUUGUCCGACAUGACAUGAUUGGCCUCGCUCAACCAACACCGUCACCAGCCAUUUUCUGAUCCGUUUGACAACUCGCUUCACACCUGCUUCCUCGGCAUCGCCCAUUCUUUCAAUCGUUCUUCUUACGGCGCCCCUUGACCCUGUCCGCGCAGGUUCAAUUCGACGAACGCGCUUCCCCAUCUAAUCCUUCCGCCAUCCUCCUCCCCUCUCGACCGCCUCCUUCCGACGACACCGCGUCUACGACUUGGACUUUCAGAAUACCCCCACACCCACAGGAGAGAGAAUCUUGGGUACAAACCGCCUCGCUGUCGUUGUUUACCUCCCGCCAACCGUCGCUACCGUUGCGACCCGAAGCAUGCGCGGAGGGCUCUCGUGAUCAUGGCCCCAGCCCUGCAAACAACAGACCCUACGACCCAUCAAGCCGCCGAGCCGCAUCCAAACGAAGUCGUGUCACCCUACCACAAUGGAGCACAGGCUCAUUCCACGUCCACCGACAAUGUGAUCAGCCCUGAUUCCGAAGCAGACCCCUCGGCCAUUAUGCGCAAGCUUAUGAAGGGGAAGGACAAGGAAUGGGAUGCUGUUGUCUCCGUACGGUCGGCCAAGAAUAAGCUCACCUUGCUUGAGAUGCCCGUCGACAUCUUGAGGUUGAUUAUUAAGGAGAUCACCCACACGAACGAUCUCACCUCGCUCGCCCUGACAAACUCAAACCUCCAUAAUCUCGCGGUUCCUCACAUCUACUCCAGGUUCGACAUCGUCUGGCCCGAUGCCACACAGAUGACGGCGUCCGACUCUAAGAGCGUCGACGCCCUUACCUAUGGCCUCUCUACCAUCUGCCUCGGCAGCUCCUUUGCCCGCCGUACCCGCAAGAUGCUCUACCCAGGCUAUACACCCAGCUACAGCACCGCUGUUCGAAGACAGAAGAACGACUAUGCCAAGUACACGAGGAAGUUUUCGUUAGGCAACGGCCCGCACGACUGGGUGGCGGAAUACAUGAUUACAAAAGAGAGCGGCAAGAUGCUGGGCACGCUGGUGGCGCUGGCCAUCGAGAAGAUGGUCAACCUGGAGACUUUCGUUUGGGAUAUGCCGACUGGCGUUCUAUCCGACAUCUUCAUGGCGCUGGCCUCAAUCCCAGAGCAGUGUCCGGACGGCGAGUCGAAGCUCGAGAAGGUCUGGGUCAGAUGGCACGACAACUCAGAUGGUUCGAGCUCUUCGGCGGCGUCGAGUCCUCCUCCGCCGAACCCGCCUCACGCGACAGUGCCCGCCGGCAGCAACCUUACUGCGAUUGGUAUCCUGAUCCCCUCAGACGCCGUCCACCCGACACCGCGAGCUGCGAUACCCUAUGCCGAGUCCCGAGUCGAGUUCCCCACCUUCAGCGUGCUGCCUCCCCUCAAGAGUCUGACGGUCCUGGACAUUGACGAACUUGCCUAUCUGGAUGAGAUGGCGAUAGUCAUAGAGAGAUCCAAAGACACUUUGCAGGAGCUUCGCGUCGGCAUAUCCCCGAAGGCCAUCUACAAGGACUUCGUCCAGACCUGGGACGGACCCGACUUGCGGCAAAUCGACCGGGACGCCAGGUGGCCCGGCGAGAGCACCAUCGGUGAGAGAAGGCUUGGCGGAGUCUUGGGCGUUCUGGUCGGCCGGGUGUACGACAUCCGUCGGAAGACGACUUCAAGAUCCAGAGAAAAGGCCCCACCAUCAUUAUCCCAGACGGCACAGCAGACAGACACAGCCCCUGAUUCGGAUUCGACCGAGACCUCAAUCACUCUGGGAGACUCUGAGGAUGCUGGAGCGGACGACUCACAGGCGGAUCGUGCUAUCGAGCCACACCCCGGGCAGACCGCGGAUCACGCCACGGGAACAGGCCUUGCCUCAAACACAAAAGAGCAAGGCCACAUCCAACCAAUGGAAGCUGUGCAGCUCGAUAAAGAGCCUGCGACGGGUGAUAACAUUGGCAACGACGCGUCUUCCAAGUUAUUGCGAAAGAGGUUGGACGGCAAGCUCAAGCUACGGACACUCGAGCUUGAGAGGGUCCCUCUUUCGAUCCAAGUUUGUUGCCAGGCGAUCGACUGGACAGUCUUGACGACGCUGACUAUACUCGAAUGCGCCCAGCAUGAGCAUCUCUGGAAGGCCUUGCGGAGGCAGUUUGGGCCCACUCCGAUAACGAGACUCGGGUCUCAUCAUCAUCACCAAACCAGCCCUCACAAGCAGUCUAUGGAGUAUCAUCUCAGCCUCAAGAGCAUUCAUACCGACGUCACUUCGACGCCUCUGAUCAGCUUUCUCAGAGAUACCUUGGCGCCGAACAGCCUGGAGGUCCUCUUUCUGCAGGACCGGAGACGAGCGAGUGGCCCGCCAGCCGUGACUAUUGAGCAGAUCUUUAAGGGGGUCAUCAAAAAGCAUCGGUCGAGCUUGCAAAAGGUGCUUCUUGACAGCUCGGACAGGAAGCGUGGUGGCAGCAACGCGCCGACAGAUUCUUCCCGUUGGCGCAAUUGGGUGGUGCCAACGGAUAUGUUGCUCUACAUGACCAGCGGGCGCAUGACGAACCUCAGGGAGCUCGCCGUCUCCCUGUACUACAAAGAUUGGCAUACAUUUCUUCAGAGACUGCCAAACGCUCCACAACUCAGAUCACUCAAUCUACAACACAUCGCUGACCACAUACUCGGCAACUUCGAUGCGAGAGAGUUGGCCCUGCAGCUGGUGGACAUCAUAACCCUGCGCCCGGAGAUCCAGCUCUGCUACGUGGGUAUUUCCACUAAGUGUUUCGAAAUCUUGGAGAGCAAGCCAGUGGAGGAGAACGGCGCUUCGACGACCAGUAUCACGACCGAUCCCGCCGUAACAGGUCACGAUUCCGGGAUCGACGGCGAGGACGAGGAAGAGGAUGAAGAGGACGGCACGGACGAUGAGACGGCGAGCCAGGUGGAUGAGGAGACCUCCGAAGAGGAGGGGGAAGACGAUGAUACCCCGGCGAGUGCGGUGGACGCGGAGGACUCGCAGUCGGAGGCGUCCGCGGCUGCGCAGGACUCGGACGACGACGACGAUGACGACGACGACUCGAUGCGAGACGUGGACUGCAAUCACUCGCGGCCGCGUCUCCGGCUUCGCGAGAUUCUGUUUUACGACGACAAGGUGGCAAUCUUCAAGGCUAGGCACGGGAGACUGUGAAGGCCGGAGUAGUUAGGGGCGGGGCAAAGUGGACGAGGAGGAGUCUGGUCCUCGGCGAUAAAGGGCUGAUUUUGUCAGGGGCUGCCAGAAAGGAAACCAAGCCUGCAUGACGAAAGAGUGAAAUCUACAGCCAGUGCAAUGCGCGAGCUUGAAUACUGUGACAAAGGCCUUUUUUCCUUUCUCGUAUUUCACUCUUCUUCCAGAGCAUGUUUCUUGACAUACUGUAAAGUUUCAUUUCGGCUUUUCUUUUCCAGGGAUCGUCUCGUUCCUCUCUGUUUGCGUCUGACUGUCCUCAAUUGAUAUCCCUUUCUUCGUUGUAACCUCAUGAGGAGUGUCGUUUACUCACCACAACCGCUCGCCGCUCUCUCUCUCUCUGUCUCUGUCUCUGUCUCUCGCUCUCCCGUGUCCAAAGUCCCGU